Plasmopara halstedii is the source of this 300-nucleotide messenger RNA. RefSeq lists its product as uncharacterized. The coding region runs from base 1 to 300 and encodes 99 amino acids. The transcript is spliced from 2 exons. The record is from RefSeq and is a predicted model, not a curated record. NCBI's taxonomy places the organism in Eukaryota, Oomycota, Peronosporomycetes, Peronosporales, Peronosporaceae.
AUGCUGGACCUGGCUCAAAAAGCCGAGCUUGCCCGUUGUAACCCCGUUACAGUUUGGAUCCAUUCACUUCGUAGAAGUGUUCUGUGGCAUCUCGCCGCGGAUUCUCAGAUAAGUUGGACCUGGCUCAAAAAGCCGAGCUUGCCCGUCUACAGUACACGGUCGCAGCGACUUGCGAUGACGUCGCUUCAGACUAAUCACGCUGUGAAUAUGGACUUGGCUCAGCGAGGAUCGUCACUGCGCUUCGAUGAACGCAAAGGGGGGAAUGAGCUUGUACGCACCACCAAGCUGCGAAAGCGGUAG